GAAGAAGACUCACGGAACCCGGAUGGGAUGUUUCACUUUCAACAGUGGGUGGCGCGUUUUCUCCAUCCUGAACUCUAACCUCCCCAUGCCUGUAUAAAUUUCAUUUUCAAAACAAGAAUUGAUGCACAACAAGAUGCUUCUGUGUUGAUGGGAGUUUCCCCCUGUUCCCCCCUACUUUGAGAGACCCACCUCCCAUUCUGAAUUACGAUGAGCCUGGCUCUACACGAACUGCUGCUGUGUUGCAGGGGGUUGGAAAAUGACAAGGCUACAGAGAGAAAAAGGGAAGUUGACAAUUUCAAGAGGCUCAUUCGGUCCAGUGACACUGUGGAGGAGCUGGACCGGACCUCCGGUACCAGAGUAGCUCAAGGCUCCAGGCAGCUCACCUGGGAUGCUGUCUUCAGGUGUCUACAGAAGUACCUUCAGAAGGAGACUGAGCUCCUCAAGGGUGCGAAGGCCAACGUGUCGGCCACCACGCUGACCAUCCGGCAGAAGAAGAUGCGGGAGAUCAGCAGCCUGGUCAAAUACUUCAUCCGCUCAGCCAACAAAAGAGGGCCUCGCCUUAAGUGCAGUGAGGUUCUGAACCAUGUGAUGGAGGUGCUGGGUGUCUCCUUCAGCUGCUCCGCCUAUGGAGAGGACUACAGCAGUAUCCUCCUCAAAGACUUCCUGUCCGUACGCAAGUACUGGUGUGAACUCACCCAGCAGCAAUGGCACAGCUUGUUGGAGCUGUAUUGUGGCCUGUUCACCCGCACCACUCAGGCUGUCAACCGUGUGUUGCUGAGCAGAAUCAUCCACACGGCCGUGCUGGGCUGCUGUGUGCAAACGGACGGCAUGACAAACAUGCUCUUCAGCUUCUUCUCCAAAGCACUGCUCAACGCCAGGCAUGAGAAACAUUUGGCGGUGGUGGAGCACUUGGUCGCGGCUUUGAACGUCUUCCUGCGUUCGGCGGCCAUGAACUGUCGCAUGAGGGUGUGUCGGCUGGGGGAGGAGCUGCUCCCCUCGGCGCUCUACGUGUGGACGGAGAUGAGGCCCAGCUCCGCCCUCAAGGAGGAGCUAGUGGAGCUGUUCAACCUGCAGCUGUGUGUCCACCACCCUCACGGUGCCAAGACACCAGACACGGGCGCCCAUGCCGAGGGCUGGCCCAGGUGGCCGAGGCUGCUGUACAACCUGUACGACGCCCUGGUGAGGGAGAUCAGCCACAUUGGCAGCCGGGGGAAAUAUGCCACAGGGUCACGCCACAUCGCCGUCAAGGACAACCUCAUCGAGCUAACCGCCGACAUCUGCCACCAGCUCUUCAGCGAGGAUCCCAACCUCCAGAUCAUGGAGGUGACCCAGGCGUACCUCCUUGCCACCCAGAAGGACAGCCCCCAGGGCACGCCCAGCAAGCGCAGGCGCAUCGAGCUGGGCUGGGAGGUCCUCCGAAACCACCUGCAGCCCCACCAGAACGACUUCGACAUCGUUCCAUGGUUACAGAUCACCUCGGUUCUGACCUCCAAGUACCCGUCCAUGGUGCCCAGCCAGGAGCUGGUGCCCCUGCUGUCUCUGCUGCUCCUGCUGCUGGGGGAGCAGAAGCGCGGGGAGAGGGGCCCCUACGUGCUGCGCUGCCUGAGGGAGGUGGCCCGGUGCCAGGCCGACCACCCGGAGCGCUCCCAGGCCUGCGGGGCGGAGCUGGGCCGGCUGUGGGCCCGCGUGUGGGCCCUGGCUCUGCGUGCCGUCAGCUCGCCCCACACGGAGGCCCUCAGCCUGGAGCUGCUGGCCACCAUCGUCCAGGGAGGGCUCAUCCCCACGGAUAGAGAGUUCUGGAAGCUGUUCUCGGGGUCCGCCUGCAAGCCCUCACCGGCAGCUACACUCUGUCUGGCCCAGGCCCUGCUGAAGGGCCCGGUUCCUAAGAGCCUGGGCAGGGGCUGGGAGCCCCCGGGGCCAGCGGAGGGCUGUGGGCCCCCCAGCCUGAAGGAGAGCAUCAGGAACUGGCUGCUGAUGAGUGAGCAGAGCGAGGACGCUGAGGAGAGCUUCAGGCCUCACCCCAUCAUCUGCAGGGAUCUUCCUCACAACCUGGUGCCCAGGAUCCUGGUGGCGUUGACCCUGAAGGACACGCGAGCUGGCAUGAGGUUCCUCUCCGGAGCUCCACAGCCGGAGAGUGCCUUGACCCGCUACCAAGUGUUACCCGGGGCCGAUGCCACCUUGAAGGAGGUUGAGAGCCUUUUUCUGCAGUUCACCUUCAACGACGUGACCCCUGACCUCACGGCCCGGGUGCAGGGGGGGGCGGUGGGCUCAGCUGAGGCCCAGCUCACCGUGGUCGCCGGCCUCAAAGACCAGAUGGAGAAGGCCCUGCUGGCUGUGGCCGACAAUCUGCUCAACUGCUUCUCCCCAGAUUCUCUGACCACGCCCCCAGAGUGCGUGCUCCGCUGCUGUGCCCUCCUGACCGGGCUCCUGGCCGGGUACGUCUCCACCGGGGUCCUGAGCGAGGAAGACGCCUGCCAUUCCCAACUCUUCCUCAAAGCCAAGUCGCUGGCUCAGGACUUCAGCGAGUACGUCUCCACCGUCAAGGUGAAGAUGGCGGAGGACGGUACCAUGGCAACGCUCAGGUCCAUCAUGAGGCUGUGCACUGCGUGUGUCAGCCGAGGCGGCACGGACAAGAUGAGCGCCGUCGCGUCCAGCUUGUUUGCGAAGAUUCUCUCAGCCAGACUCCUAAACGAGCUCGCGGAAAUCUGCAAACUAUUGCUGGUCAGCCAGGGGAAGGCAGGCAGCGGGGCGCUGGUGGAGGAGGAGCAGGGCGAGGAGGAGUGGGCCGGGGUCCGGACGCAGGCCGAGCCGGCCCCGGAGGACAUCGACCUGUUUGACGACGGGGACGGAGCCCACGCCAGCGCCCGCCCCCCCCUCCGCUCCGGCGGGGACACCUCCCAAGAAGGGCAGAGUGGACCAGGAGCUAAGAGCCCGCUGGCGGAGGAAGGGCUGCUGGUGCAGGACUGGGCUCUCCUGGACACGCUGGAGACGCUGGCGGCGUGCGCCUCGGCGGGCUUCAGCCACGGCCUCGCCUUCAAGCCCUCGGAGGUCAGACACAGGCUGCUGCUGCUGGUGGAGCACGUCGACUUCACCAAGCCGCUCCACCUCCGCAUGUACCUGGUCCUGCUCACGAAGCUGCCCUCUGAAGACGCAUCUCUGCCUCCAGAGGAGUUCGACACUCUGCUCAGACCGCUGGCGGACCUGUGCUCUCUGUACCGGCAGGACCAGGAGGUGUGUGCCGCCGUGCUGCUGGGCCUGCUGCCCUCCAUCAGAAGCCUGGGCCGCAGCGAGAACUCGGCCCACGACAUGAGGCACGUCCAGGGGAGUCUGCUGCAGGUGCUGUCCGGGUUCUGCCUCCUAGGAAGGACGGGGAAAUGCACGGGGACUGUGAGGGCCGCGCUGGUCCGCUGUCUGCUGGCGUUGCUGGAGGCGGACCCCGGCUGUAAGUGGGCAGUGCUAACCCUGAGGGAGGAGGAGCAGGCCGUGUCUGAACUCCUGCCCUCCAGCCUGGCGGACUCUCACCACCACGUCCGCAUGCUGGCCGCCACGUCCGUGGACAGGCUGUUUUUGGAGAUGACGCCGGGCGGCUCGGGGAAGAGCAAGAUGCUCCCUCUACGACAACAGCAGGCGGCGUUUGAGAACGUUUACCUGAAGGCCCAGGAGGGAAUGAGAGCCCAGAGGGGCAGCUCGACGGAGGAGCAGGGUGACGAGACGGUCAACCACCAAGCGGCUCUGCUGAGGAGCCUGUCUGUGGUGCUGUGCUGCAGCCCUGUGUGUGAGAAGCAGGCCCUCUUCGCCCUGUUCCAGUCCUACAAGGAGAACCACAUAGAGGAGCAGCUCAUCAAGAAGGUGUUGGGCGGGGUGUCGAGGGCGCUGGGCUACAGGACUGUGGACAGCUUCGUCUGCUCCCACCUGGACUUCCUGGUGGCUGAGUGGCUGGGCCAGAGGCAGAAGGACCCCCGCUACACGCUGGAGUCCUUCCCCUACGUCCUCCUCAACCACGCCAGCCUCACCCACUUCUACAGCUGCUCCUACCAGGUUCUGAUCCCCCACCUGGUGUUCCUGGAUGACUUUGAGCAGGUCCGCUCCAUCGGGGAGCACCUGGGGAAGGACUGGAAGGGCCUGCUGGCCGACUGCUUCCCCAGGAUCAUGGUCAACAUCCUGCCCUACUUUGCCUUGUCCAGCCAGGACGCCCAGGUCGCCCAGCGGAGAGAGAAGGCCCACCGGGUCUACGACCUGCUGAAAGACGCCAACUGUCUGGGCAAACAGCAAAUCGACAGCCUGAUUCACAGUAACCUGGCAGACAUCGUGGUGGAGCUGUUGAUGACUCUGUAUGAAGGAGCAGGCACUGAGGGAGACCCCUCAGGAGAGCUCAGAUCCUUUAUAGGGGAGUUGGACCCGGCCCCAAACCCGCCGUAUUUCAGCUCCUACGUCAUCAAAGCCACGCUGGACUACCUCAGCAAGUGUCACAGCACUAACCACAAGUCCCUGGUGGCCAUCUUGUCCAAGACCCCAAUCUCCAUCCAGCGUAUCCUGCUGGCGGUGUGCGAGAGGGCGGCGGAGACCACCAACCCCUACGAGCGCCACCGCAUCCUGCUGAUGUACCACCUGUUCGUCAGCCUGCUGCUCCGGGAGGUCCGCGACGGCCUGGGCGGAGCCUGGGCCUUCGUGCUGCGCGACAUCACCUACACGCUCAUACACCACAUCAACGGCAGGCCUGCCCAGCUGGAGGAGGUGUCCAGGCGCACCUUCUCCCUGUGCUGCCAGCUGCUGGCCUCCGUUUGUCACACGGCCGUCCAGUUCUGCGACGACGCGCUGGAGAGCCACCUGCAGGUCAUCGUGGGUACUCUCACCGCCCAGGUGACGGAGCAGGACCCUGCCGUCUCCCAGCAGGUGCUCAGUCUGUUGAAUUUCCUGGUCGUGGAUAGUCAGGACAAGUUGAAGAGCGCUAUCCAGAGGUUGGAGCCCUUCCCUGACCGCCCCGAGUUCAGAGAGCUGAGGAGAGGCCAGCGCACACUCAAAUACAGCACUGGGAACUUUACCCUCCGACAGGAGAUAGUCCACUUCCUGUCUGUGGCCUCCUGUGAUUCGCUGCCUCUCACCAGACUGGAGGGCCUGAAGGACCUGAGCCGACAGCUGCGCACCAACAAGGCCCACGUCACCGAGCUGCUCCAGGAGUGCCACGCGGAGCCAGCAGAGAGUGUCUUGGUGCAGCUGGUUCUCAACCUGCUUCAGCUGUGUAAGCUGGCAGCCAACCAUCCAGGAGGAGCCGACAUCCUGGAGGCUGCAGGCAGCUGUCUGGGAGAGCUGGGCCCGGUAGAUCUGUCCACCAUCGCCCUGCUCCAGGCCAGAGAUCCUCUCCACACCAGGGCUGCCUCCCUCUUCUCCUCCGUGGAGCCCCGGAACCUGUUCAUCAUCCUCAACUGCAUGAACAACGCUCUCACACACCACUGUAUCCAGGUGAGGAAGGCGGCGGCUCAGUGUGUGAAGAACAUCCUGGCCACACAGUCUGGGGCCGACUUCUGGGACCUGCACAAAGAUCACCGUGACCCCAUGCUGACCCACCUCAACCCCUUCAGAUCCGCCAAGAAGAAGCAGCCGUCAGCUCCGCCUGCGGAGACCAGCUCGGAGGCCCGGGACCAGCUGGAGGGCCAGGAGCUGUGGGUGCCCCAGGCCGGGGGCCACAAGGCCUGGCUCAGGACCCUGUGCUCCACCCUGCUGGACAGCGGGGGAGUGAGGAGCGAGGCCCUGCUGCUCUCUCGGCCCCUGUGCCUGGUGAGGACAGACUUCUGCCAGCGGGCUCUGCCCCUCAUCAUCCACGACAUCCUGCGGGGCGACGCGCAGGGCUCCUGGAGGACGCUGCUGUCCUCCCACAUCCAGGACUUCUUCACCCUGUGCUCCCGCCACGCCCAGGCCUCCAGCCGCCCCGCCACCCCGCUCCCCCCAGACUCAGGGGAAACUGACAUUGGCGCCCAGGGUUCCGUGGACAAGGCGUCCCUGCGUACCAUGUUGUCUGUCGUCGACUAUCUAAGACAGCAGCAGAGGCCUAUUGCCGGGGACGGGGACUUGUGUGGGACGGUGUGCGAUUCCAACUUCUGGUUGGAGCUGAACUACCUGGAGGUGGCCAGGGCGGCCCAGGCCUGCUCCGCCCACUUCACCGCCCUGCUCUAUGCGGAGAUCUACGUCGACAAGAUCCAGUUGGACAUGGAGGAGAGCCGCCGGACCCAGACGAGAGCGUCUCGCAGGCUGGCGUUUGACGAGAGCAGCCAGAACGUCACGCUCUCCAGUCUGAUGGAGAAGAGCGUGGAGGACACCGGCAUCAGUCUGCAGGACCUGCUGAUCGAGGUGUACCGCAGCAUCGGAGAGCCAGACAGUCUGUACGGCUGUGGAGGAGGGAAGAUGACCAGCCCUCUGACCAGGAUCAGGACGUACGAGCAUGAGGCGUCGUGGGGGAAGGCUCUGACCUCGUACGACCUCCACGCCAACCUUCCUGAGGUCACACGGCAAGUGGGCAUCGUGGAGGCUCUGCAGAACUUUGGUCUGAGCGGUAUCCUAGCGACUUACCUGCGGGGGCUGGAGAGCGAGGGGGUGGAGUGGGGGGCGGAGCUACGGGAGCUCCGGUUCCAGGCGGCCUGGAGGAACAUGCAGUGGGACUGUGACCUAUCAGAGAGCUCCGAAAAAUGUAAGCCAGGCUUCAACGAGUCUGUGUACUGUACCCUGCAAGCUCUAAGAGACAAAGAGUUCUCUACUUUUGACCAGACCCUGAAAUAUGCGAGGGGUGUGGAGGUGGAGGAGCUGUGCCGAGGCAGCCUGGAGGCCGUGUCUUCACUCUACCCAGCGCUCUGCAACCUGCAGAGGAUCAGCGAGCUGGACGGCGUCCGCCAGCUGUUCUCCAGGCCCUUCACAGACGCAGGGCUGACCGAGGUGUGCUGCCAAUGGCAACAGCAUUCCAAGCUCCUAUUGGACAGUGACUUCAGCCUGGUGGAGCCCAUCCUGGCCCUGCGCUCGGUCGCCCUGGAGACCCUGAUAGCUCGGCAGGGAGACCCCGACACCAGGAAGUACCUCAGCUCCGUCCUCACAGACCACCUCAUGGAGGUCUGUCAGCUGGCCCGCACAGCCGGGAACACGCAGCUGGCGGAGAGGGCGGUGUUCCAGAUGCGGCAGCGCGGCGGCGGGGGCGCGGGGUCCGCGGGGGCGGCCCGCUGGCAGCUGGAGGAGGCCCAGGUGUUCUGGGUGAAGGGAGAGCAGGGUCUGGCCCUGGGCCUGCUCCGACUGAUGAUCCACAACCUGGAGGGGCAGGCGGACUUCAACCCGGCUCUGGUGCCCGUCUUCUCUGAGGGCCUCAGGCUGUGCGGCACCUGGCUGGCUGAGACGUGCCUGGAGAGCCCUGGAGUCAUCCUGGAGCAGUACCUGGAGAAGGCGGUAGAGGUGAUGGAGGACCAGGCUGUGGGGGGCCCCCUGCAGGGCCAGAGGACCCAGGCCUUCCUGUCCCUGGCCCGCUUCUCUGACGCCCAGUACCAGAGCAUGGACAACUACAUGAAGUCCUCCGAGUUUGAGAACAAACAGGCGCUGCUGGACAAGGCCAAGCAGGAGGUGGGCCUGAUGAGGGAGCGCAAGGUCGGCAACAACAGGUACACGGUGAAGGUGCAGCGGGAGCUGGAGCUGGACGAGCAGGCUCUCUCCAGCCUGCAGGCGGACCAGCGGCGCUUCCUGUGCAAGGCCGUGGAGAAUUACAUCCUGUGCCUGGAGCAGGGGCAGGAGCAGCAGGCCUGGGUGUUCCGCCUGGCCUCCCUCUGGCUGGAGAACGGCCACGUCAAGGAGGUCAACGACAUGAUGAGGGCGGGCAUUAAGAGGAUCCCCUCCUACAAGUUCCUGCCCCUCAUGUACCAGCUGGCUGCCAGGAUGGGCACCAAAAUGUCAGCCAGCGUGGCGGAAGAUGCAGGCUUCCACGAGGUGCUAAACCAGCUGAUGUGCCGGUCGUCUCUGGAGCACCCUCACCACACCCUCUUCAUCAUCCUGGCCCUGGUCAACGCCAACAUGGAUGACGGCUGCUCCAGUGGCCGCCUGUCCAAGACCGCCUCGCGCCAGCCUUCCCAGCUAGACUUGGAGCGGUCGGAGGUGGCCAAGAAGAUCAUCAACGAGAUCAGGAAGAGGAAAGCUCCGAUGGUCCGAGGCAUCGAGCUCCUGUGUGACGCCUACAUCACUCUGGCCUACAUGGACGCCAGUCGCCACAAGGCCGAGAAGAAGGCCAUCCCAAUCCCUGCUGACCAGCCCAUCAUGAAGAUCAAGGACCUGGAUGACGUGGUCAUUCCCACCAUGGAGAUCAAGGUGGACCCCUCCGGUAACUAUGACGACCUGGUGACCGUCAGGUCAUUCAUGCCCCACUACCGCCUGGCCGGAGGGGUCAACCUGCCCAAGAUCAUCGACUGUGUGGGCUCGGACGGGAAGAGCAGACGACAGCUGGUCAAGGGUCAGGAUGACCUGCGUCAGGACGCAGUCAUGCAGCAGGUGUUCCACAUGUGCUCCACUCUGCUGCAGCGCAACACCGAGACACGCAAGAGGAAGCUCAACAUCCGGCGCUACAAGGUGGUGCCCUUCUCUCAGAGGAGCGGGGUGCUGGAGUGGUGCUCGGGCACCGUGCCCAUCGGAGAGUUCCUGGUGGACACCCAGAGAGGCGCCCACAAGCGCUUCCGGCCCCAGGACUGGACCAGCAUGGCCUGUCGCAGGAAGAUGAUGGAGGCUCAGCGGCAGGGCUUCGAGGAGAAGGUCCAGGCCUUCAGUGAGGUGUGUGAGAACUUCCGCCCGGUCUUCAGGUUCUUCUGCAUGGAGCGCUUCCUGGAUCCUGCCGUGUGGCUGGAGAAGCGACUGGCCUACACCCGCAGCGUCGCCACCUCCUCCAUCGUGGGCUACAUUGUGGGCCUGGGGGAUAGACACAUCCAGAACAUUCUUAUCGAUGAACAGACAGCGGAGCUGGUCCAUAUAGACCUGGGGGUUGCUUUUGAGCAGGGCAAGAUUCUGCCCACCCCUGAGACCGUCCCCUUCAGACUGUCCCGGGACAUCGUGGACGGCAUGGGCAUCACCGGGGUGGAGGGGGUCUUCAGGAGAUGCUGCGAGAAAACCAUGGAGGUCAUGAGGAGUUCUCAAGAGGCCUUACUGACUAUUGUGGAGGUGCUGCUGUACGACCCCCUGUUCGACUGGACCAUGAACCCCCUGAAGGCGUUCUACCUGCAGCAGCACGACGAGCAGGCGGAGAUCAACGCCACGCUCAACGCCUCCCUGGGAGGGGACGAGCUGGACGCACAGCGCAAGGCCAGCUGCGACAGCCAGAGCUUCAACAAGGUGGCGGAGCGUGUCCUGCUGAGGCUGCAGGAGAAGCUGAAGGGGGUGGAGGAGGGGGCGGUGCUGAGCGUGGGGGGCCAGGUCAACCUGCUCAUCCAGCAGGCCUUGGACCCCAACAACCUCAGCCGCCUCUUCCCCGGCUGGCAGGCCUGGGUGUAGGGGCCCCCGG
Molecule: messenger RNA, 9508 nt
Organism: Osmerus eperlanus (European smelt)
Lineage: Eukaryota; Metazoa; Chordata; Actinopteri; Osmeriformes; Osmeridae
Gene: atm
Product: ATM serine/threonine kinase
Exons: 63
Coding region: 208-9498 (3096 amino acids)
Biological process (GO): DNA repair
Molecular function (GO): protein serine/threonine kinase activity; protein binding
Source: RefSeq, a predicted model, not a curated record